AACUAAAGUUAGGGCUUGGGAUAGGGAGGGAAGAAAUCGAGGGGGAUGGGUUUUAUCAAGGAAUUCGCGGAGCACUGGAUCCGGCAGAUGAUGGAGGACCCGCGCGAGCGGGAGCGGCUGUGGAAGGAGCGCAUGGUGGUGGCCAAGCGGCGGAGCGACAAGAAUCUCGAGUACUGGUCACUCCCCGUCAAGCCUUACGGCUUCUGGCAGGCGCCCAAGUACACCAAGGUCUACUACUACAAGCUCCGCCAGAGCAACAUCAAGGGCCGCCAGGAUCCCUUUGAUGUCAUCCAGCCCGACUUGAUCAACUACAUCGAGCGCCCCGCAUUCCUCGAUCCAGAUGGCUAUCCUCUGGAUUGAGCGAGUGAAAUCGAUCGAGAGAGAAUAACUUUGAAAGACAAAUAUAUCUUUCGACCUUGUUCAAACUUACGUGAUUGCGCUUAUUUGUGUCCCCGAGUGAGGAUCAACUUUUUUAGCUCACUGUGUGCUAUAUCCAAUGUUUGGACAAUCGAAGCUAUACAUCCC
Selaginella moellendorffii is the source of this 525-nucleotide messenger RNA. RefSeq lists its product as uncharacterized. The record is from RefSeq and is a predicted model, not a curated record. NCBI's taxonomy places the organism in Eukaryota, Viridiplantae, Streptophyta, Lycopodiopsida, Selaginellales, Selaginellaceae. The transcript is spliced from 2 exons. The coding region runs from base 46 to 360 and encodes 104 amino acids.